Molecule: messenger RNA, 771 nt
Organism: Phyllopteryx taeniolatus (common seadragon)
Lineage: Eukaryota; Metazoa; Chordata; Actinopteri; Syngnathiformes; Syngnathidae
Exons: 10
Coding region: 94-759 (221 amino acids)
Source: RefSeq, a predicted model, not a curated record
GAGUUUUGGGAUAUCUGAUAGCAUUUGAUUUGCAGAAGACCACAACAGAAGGAGGAUCAGGAGUCAGUCCAGGAGCAAAGAGGGGGUUCCUCCAUGAUGACCACGGAAGCGGCUAAAUCUGAGCCUCCAUUGCAAAAGAGCAACCAGAUGCCUAAAAGUACCGACGGAGACGGGAGAUGGAACAAAAUCCCCAAUGGUGACCAGACACCAAAGGACAUUCCCAACCAGUUUAAUGAAUCUUCGAAGACUAGUAUGGAGACCGCAGAGUCUUCAAUGCCAAGGAGCAUCAAGAAAAACAACAAUAGGUGGAAAUGGAAGACGCAGCCAGACAAUGGCCACACACCAAAAGGAAAGGGAAAACUAAAAAGGUGGAGGCCCAGUUCAGCAAACACCACCAAGGACUCACCAAUAACAAAGAAGAGAAAACUGAACCCAAAAGAUGAGGCUAAUACCUCUGCCGGGAAAAGAACCGAGUCCACGGCUAAACCUACAGAGCCCAGUGUAAACACGAACCACGAAGGCGUCCCUGCACAAAGUAAAACUCCAAAGAGCAAAAGGACACGGAACACUUACGCAGCCUGGAAAAGGAGUAAUAAAUCAUUGGGUAAAUUGAAGGCGAGCGCCAGCGAGAGCAGAGCCAAACCUACGACCAAAAUACAGACCCCUUUUGGAAGUACAAACCCCAGUGGUGCGGACACUGACAAAGCAGAAAAAAAGAAAGAUGGGAACAAUGCCAAAAAUAAGAAAGAUAAGACCUGACGGUGCCCAAAA